CUCUAAUCCCGGCCUGACCUUCCCCUUCUUCCCCCUGCAACCAUGCUCAGUGAUGGCUACUGGCGGCAUCCUCAUCGAGACUAGGGCUGUCCUGACUGGCGUAGGGGCCCCGUGUGUGCGGCGAUGCUACGCUGGUGUCAGCGGGAAGCCUAAAUCUGUCACGCACUCCUGCCGCACUUUUACGGCUUCCGCUCAGGCCUGCCUUCCGAAAGCUCCUCAACUGGCGCAACCCACAUCGACGUGGAAUCCCAUCAGAGGCAAAGUUCGCUCGAGCUAUGGCGUAACCAGGGUUCCCAAGGACAGCUUCAGCAAGCGCAUCGCCCACAAGCUUAGCUUACCCAGGUUCAAAGCUCGGUCGGGUGAUGUUCGGAUCCUUCAGACUCCCGCUGCAUUUUACGACGAGGUACGCGCCAUCAUCGGCAGAGCAGAAGAGAGGAUAUAUUUUUCCAGCUUGUACAUAGGCAAGGGUGAGACUGAGCUGAUCGACUGCAUACGACAGGCGCUGCGCAAGAAGCCAUACUUGAAGGUUCUGCUUCUCGCUGACGCUCUGAGGUCGACGCGAGAAGGACCACUCACAGAGGCCAACGGCAAGAUCAAUGGUUCAGGUGCCUCGCUCCUGGCAGCCUUGGUCCGUGAUUUUCCGCAUCAGGUUGACGUGCGACUUUACAGGACGCCGGGCUUGCCAGUGUGGCUGGAGAAGGUCAUUGGCAAGAGACUAGUAGAAGGAGCGGGUUUGCAGCAUAUGAAGAUCUACGGAGGGGACGACGAAGUCAUCAUCAGUGGAGCCAAUCUGUCCAACGACUACUUCACAAAUCGGCAAGAUCGCUACGUUCAUGUCCAACGGCAUCGCCUGCUGAGUAAUUAUCUGCACUCUCUGGUUCUGCUCACGUCUCGGUUCAGCUACAACCUCAAGGCUUCAGCAGCUGCAAGCUCUUCUCUGACACAUCAUGCCCCAUAUGACUUACAUUGGGACGAUGGAAGCGAUCUCUUGCUCUCGGAGGACGAGGACGGCAACGUCACAGAGGAAGCUUCACUGUCAAUUGCCCCCAAGAAAAGCAAGGAGUACGCCUUUGCGGAGACCGCAGGUGUGGCACUAAGAGAGUUCACAGAUCGCUGGCGCAUCCACACCGAGGCUGCAAAGAAGCGGAGGGCUCAAGAUGAACGCGCCGACGAUGAAGUCGACACAUUCAUUGUGCCGGUCAUACAAAUGGGUCCAAUGGCAAUCAGGCAGGAGACGGACGCCAUGCCUCUCCUGUUUGAAGCCAUCGAGCAGCAAGAGGCACCAAUCCAAGAGACGCUCCCCGCAGCAGUGAAGAAGGGCCGGUUACCCGCACCGAGAGCGACAAUAGACUUCACCUCUGGCUACUUUAGUCUGUACCCUCUGUACAAAUCACUCAUCCUCAAGGCGCCAACUUCGAUCAGGACUAGGAUCAUUACUGCUGCUCCCAUCUCCAAUGGAUUCUUUGGGAGCAAAGGCAUCAGUCGUCACCUACCACCUGCAUAUACCUGGCUAGAAUCCAAGUUCUGGGAUGCGGUCAAGCGAGAGGGCAAAAAGAAGUCGAUUGAGAUUCGAGAGUGGGAAAGGGAUGGAUGGACAUACCAUUCCAAGGGUGUCUGGCAUACAAGUUCGACUCAGUCUGCGCCCACCUUGACUCUCAUUGGCUCCUCUAAUUUCGGCUCACGUUCAGCCCUGCGAGACCUCGAGUGUACUCUGCUGAUUGAGACGGCCCCCUCGAGCUCCUUGUCUCGUUCCCUCAAGAAGGAGAUCGAUGCUUUGAGGGAGCAUGCUACCGUCCCAGUCAAUACCGAGCUAUUUAGGCGGGAGGACAGAAAGGUCCACUGGGGCGUCAAGUUGGCUACUGAGCUCAUCAAGGGAAGACUUUAGGUUUAGCAAAUAUACUAUUAUUUCUGGCAGUGGGUCUGUCCGACGUGAGGCUUGUGCCAGGUCGUGCAAUCUGUUUUAAAGACAUGUGCUGCUG
This is a messenger RNA of Microstroma glucosiphilum, 1979 nucleotides long. RefSeq lists its product as hypothetical. NCBI's taxonomy places the organism in Eukaryota, Fungi, Basidiomycota, Exobasidiomycetes, Microstromatales, Microstromataceae. The coding region runs from base 53 to 1885 and encodes 610 amino acids. Gene Ontology annotation, cellular component: mitochondrion. The record is from RefSeq and is a predicted model, not a curated record. The transcript has 4 exons. Gene Ontology annotation, biological process: cardiolipin biosynthetic process. Gene Ontology annotation, molecular function: CDP-diacylglycerol-glycerol-3-phosphate 3-phosphatidyltransferase activity.